AUGGCGGCGGAGGGAGGAGGGAAGGAGCAGGCGAACGAAAUUAAAACACAAUUCAACACUAGAGAAGGCAUUUACAGACUCCUGAGCCACUCCGAGUAUAGCCGGCCCAACAGGGUGCCCUUCAACUCACAAGGCUCCAAUCCGGUCCGGGUGUCGUUCGUCAAUGUGAACGACCAGUCCGGGAACGGGGAGAGAAUCUGCUUCAAUGUGGGCCGAGAGCUCUACUUUUACAUCUACAAAGGCGUGAGAAAGGCAGCAGACCUGAGUAAACCCAUAGACAAAAGGAUCUACAAAGGAACGCAGCCCACAUGUCACGACUUCAACCCGGUCACAGCCACGGCCGACAGCGUGUCCCUGCUCGUGGGCUUCUCUGCGGGACAGGUGCAGCUCAUCGACCCCAUCAAGAAGGAAACCAGCAAGCUGUUCAACGAAGAGAGGCUGAUAGACAAGUCCAGAGUGACGUGUGUGCGCUGGGUGCCAGGCUCAGAGACUCUGUUCCUCGUGGCGCACUCCAGUGGCAGUUUGUACCUAUACAAUGUGGAGAACACGUGUGGCACCACGGCGCCACACUACACGCUGCUUAAACAAGGUGACAGCUUCUCCGUGCACACGUGUAAGAGCAAGAGCCCCCGCAACCCACUGCUCCGCUGGACUGUAGGCGACGGGGCGCUCAAUGAAUUCGCCUUUUCUCCGGACGGAAAGUUCCUGGCUUGUGCCAGUCAGGAUGGGUACCUGCGCGUGUUUGGCUUUGACGCGGCUGAACUCCAUGGGACCAUGAAGAGCUACUUCGGGGGUCUGUUGUGCGUCUGCUGGAGCCCCGAUGGACGAUACCUGGUGGCAGGAGGAGAGGACGACCUGGUCACGGUCUGGUCCUUCUCAGAUUGCCGCGUGAUUGCACGAGGACACGGACACAAGUCCUGGGUGAGUGUGGUGGCCUUCGACCACUGCACCUCCAGUGUGGAGGAAGGGGCGGAGCUUAGCGGCAGUGAUGAUGACUGUCCAGAGCCCAGAGAGAACUGUGGCCUCUCACACAGGAACUCCACGGAGAGCCGCGCGCUCACCGUCACCUACAGGUUUGGAUCAGUAGGACAGGACACUCAGCUGUGUCUGUGGGACCUGACUGAGGACGUGCUGUUCCCCCACCUGCCCCUGUCCCGCACACGGACUCACACCAACGUGAUGAGUGCCACGAGCCUGUGCGGAGCGGGACAGACCACCGCAGCACAGACCACCCCCACUGCUGCUCUCACCUCUGCCCCCCCCACCACCUCCCCUGUCCCCCCCGCCGCUGGCAUCAACGGUAAAGACGAUGGCAGCAACAGCAGUGCGAGCGGAAAUUCUGCUAGCUCCCUUGGCGUGAGUAAGUUUGCGACUCUGUCUCUGCACGACUCUCGAAAGGAGCGCCAGGAGAAGGAGCACCGGCGGAACCACAGCCUCCCGCAGCUGGGCACCGCGGCUCGGACCAAAGCGGAGAACGCAAAGACCCUGGGCACCUCGCUCUGCCCGCGCAUGGAGGAGGUACCGCUGCUGGAGCCACUGGUGUGCAAAAAGAUAGCGCACGAGAGGCUGACGGUGCUGAUCUUCCUGGAGGACUGCCUGGUGACAGGCUGCCAGGAAGGCUUCAUCUGCACGUGGGCGCGGCCGGGAAAGGUGGUGAGCGAGCGUGCCGUGGAAGACACGCUCAUGUAG
This is a messenger RNA of Knipowitschia caucasica, 1689 nucleotides long. The record is from the annotation of a GenBank genome assembly. NCBI's taxonomy places the organism in Eukaryota, Metazoa, Chordata, Actinopteri, Gobiiformes, Gobiidae.